CCAAAAGAAAAAAAAACAGAAUCCGAUAGCGCAAAAAUACUUGUGUAAUCAAAAAAUUAAAUACGUAUUUUCAAAACAAUACAAUAUUUCGAUAACGUUGAGUUGCUUCCUGUUACAAGCUGUCUUAAACGAUAACAAAUAACGACACGCCCGAAACCCGAAUCAUAACAAAGCUAAUAAAUCUAGUCAAUUUUAUAUUUACAUAAAAAUGAAAUAAGUUUAGGUGCUAUCUACUUUAAUUUAAGUUUAAGACCACUUAUUUAUUUAUACAUAUAUUUUGAUAAGUUUAGUUUGGUACAUAAGUCAAUAUGCAGAUACUUAAUGUACGGGUCGCUCUACGGGCCUCGGCCGCGAGAUUGCAAGCGUGGAGUCAAAGUCGUAAUGCGACUACUAAUAAAGGCCAGAAUGUGGAAUACAAGCCGAUCCGGAGCGUGCUGGUGGCGAACCGUGGAGAGAUCGCAAUCCGAGUAUUCCGGGCGUGUACGGAGCUCGGCAUCCGCUCCGUGGCCAUCUACAGUGAGCAGGAUCGUCUGCAGAUGCACAGACUGAAAGCUGAUGAAUCGUACUUAGUGGGCAAGGGUCUGCCGCCAGUAGAGGCGUACCUGAGCAUUAACGAGAUCAUUCGAGUGGCGAAAGAAAACAACGUCGACGCUGUCCAUCCUGGAUACGGCUUGUUGUCUGAGAGAUCUGACUUCGCGCAAGCGAUCCUCGAUGCAGGACUUCGGUUCAUCGGGCCAUCACCCAAAGUUGUGCAGCAGAUGGGGGACAAGGUCGCUGCCAGGAAAGCUGCCAUUGACGCCAAAGUGCCAAUUGUUCCGGGUACCGACGGCCCCGUGACCACCAAGGAGGAGGCUCUUAAGUUCUGCAAGCAACAUGGUCUUCCAGUCAUAUUCAAGGCGGCUUACGGCGGCGGCGGUCGUGGUAUGCGCGUCGUACGAGAGAUGGACGAAGUGGAGUCGGCGUUCGAACGAGCGUCUUCUGAAGCUCUUGGGGCUUUUGGCAACGGUUCUAUGUUCAUUGAGCGAUUCAUCGAGCGGCCAAGACAUAUUGAGGUGCAGUUGCUGGGUGACAAGGCGGGCAACGUGGUACAUUUGUUCGAGCGCGACUGCUCCGUGCAGCGACGACACCAGAAGGUGGUCGAGAUUGCGCCUGCGCCGCAACUUGAUCCUGCAGUCCGUGAAAAGAUGUUGGACUGCGCCGUACACUUGGCCCGGCACGUCGGGUACGAGAACGCCGGUACUGUGGAGUUCCUCCUUGAUCCCAAGGGUAACUUCUACUUCAUCGAAGUUAAUGCCAGGUUACAAGUAGAGCACACCAUAUCAGAAGAAGUGACAGGCAUCGACUUAGUGCAGUCCCAGAUCAGAGUCGCUGAAGGCAUGACGCUCCCAGAGAUGGGUCUUGAGCAGGACAAGAUACAGGCACAGGGAUACGCCAUACAGUGCCGAGUGACCACUGAGGACCCCGCCAACAACUUCCAGCCCAGCACUGGCAGGAUUGAGGUGUUCAGAUCUGGAGAAGGUAUGGGCAUCCGUCUCGACUCGGCCGCCUCAUACCCUGGUGCUAUCAUCUCUCCUUACUACGACUCGCUUCUAGUCAAGGUAAUAUCCCACGCUAAGGACUUACCAGCGUCGGCGUCGAAGAUGAACCGCGCGCUGCGAGAGUUCCGUAUCCGCGGAGUGAAAACCAACAUUCCCUUCCUGCUCAACGUGCUUGAGAACCAGAAGUUCCUUACUGGCGCUCUCGACACCUACUUUAUCGACGAGAACCCCCAGCUGUUCAUGUUCAAGCCGUCACUCAACCGAGCCCAGAAGAUCCUGAACUACCUCGGCAACGUGCUCAUCAACGGGCCGGCUACCCCACUUGGCACGGACAUCAAACCUGCUGACAUCAAGCCUUAUAUACCGCCCGUUCCACUUGCCCUAUCUGGGUAUGAUGACCUCUCCCCUGAGGCCAUCAAACGAGCGGAACUGACCGGCGAGAACACAGCCGUGCAACCCCCAAGAGGUUACAAGCAGAUCCUGCAAGAGGGGGGUCCGGCAGCGUUUGCCAAGGCCGUGAAGCAACACAAAGGACUGUUAUUCAUGGACACCACGUACAGAGACGCGCAUCAGUCCCUCCUGGCUACCCGAGUGAGGUCACAUGACCUGCUAGCUGUGUCGCCCUAUGUGGCCCAUAACUUCAGCAAUCUGUACGCGCUUGAGAACUGGGGUGGCGCUACGUUCGAUGUGGCUCUCAGGUUCCUCCACGAGUGCCCGUGGGAGCGUCUCGAAGACAUGCGUCGCCUGAUCCCGAACAUCCCCUUCCAAAUGCUGCUGCGUGGCGCCAACGCCGUCGGGUACACCAACUACCCUGACAACGCGGUCUUCAAGUUCUGCGAUAUGGCUGUAAAAGCCGGUAUGGACAUCUUCCGAGUGUUCGACUCCCUCAACUAUCUGCCCAACCUGAUACUGGGUAUGGAGGCGGCGGGCAAGGCUGGCGGCGUGGUCGAAGCCGCCAUAUCUUACACCGGCGACGUUUCAGACCCUAGUAGGAAGAAAUAUGAUCUCAAAUACUAUACUAACUUGGCUGAUGAGCUGGUCAAAGCUGGGACCCACGUUUUGGCUAUCAAGGAUAUGGCUGGGUUGCUGAAGCCGCAAGCUGCUAAGCUGCUGAUCUCAGCAAUCCGCGACAAGCACCCGGACGUGCCGAUCCACGUGCACACACACGACACGUCGGGUGCGGGCGUGGCCGCCAUGCUAGCGUGCGCGGAGGCGGGUGCCGACGUGGUCGACGUCGCCGUCGACUCCAUGUCCGGCCUCACCUCGCAGCCCAGCAUGGGCGCGAUGGUCGCUUCGCUGCAAGGCACUCCGUUUGACACCAAAAUCCCUCUAACGACGGUAUCAGAGUACUCAGCAUACUGGGAACAAGCGCGCACACUAUACGGUCCCUUCGAAUGUACGGCUACUAUGAAGACUGGCAACGCUGAUGUAUACAUUAACGAGAUACCAGGAGGACAGUACACCAACUUGCAAUUCCAAGCCUUCAGUCUCGGUUUGGGAAGUCAGUUUGAAGAGGUCAAGAAGGCUUACAGGGAAGCGAACCUGCUUUUAGGCGACAUCAUCAAGGUGACGCCAUCAUCGAAGGUGGUGGGAGACCUCGCGCAGUUCAUGGUGCAGAACAAACUGACAGCCAAGGAGAUUGAGGAGCGCGCUGAAGACCUGUCCUUCCCCAAGUCCGUUGUGGAGUACCUGCAGGGGGCUAUUGGCAUCCCACACGGAGGGUUCCCGGAACCUCUUAGGUCCAAGGUACUGAAGGAUAUGAAGAGGAUUGAAGGCAGACCUGGCGCCAACAUGCCGCCGCUGGACUUCGACAAGCUCAAGAAAGAAAUACAGGAGACCUACCCUAAUGUAACAGAUCAGGACGUGAUGUCCGCAGCCAUGUACCCGCAAGUGGCUAAGGACUUCUUCCGCAUCAGAGACAAGUAUGGGCCCGUCAAUCUUCUGGACACCAAGACUUUCCUCGUUGGACCCACGUUGGGUGAGACGUUAGAAGUAGAGAUCGGCCGCGGAAAGACGCUGCUGAUCAAGACAGUCGCAGUGUCGGACGAGAUGACGGCCGCCGGAGAGGUGGAAGUGUUCUUCGAGCUCAACGGACAACUGCGCUCCGUCUAUAUACGCGAUGAGAAGGCUAGCAAGGACAUGAAGAUCCACCCGAAGGCUGUGAAGGGAGACAAGAACCAGGUCGGAGCGCCCAUGCCUGGAACUGUUCUGACAAUCAAGGUGAAAGUAGGCGACAAGGUAGACAAAGGCCAGCCUAUCGCGGUACUGUCAGCCAUGAAGAUGGAGAUGAUAGUCCAAGCCCCGAAGGCUGGCACCAUUCAAUCCGUGGAAAUCACCAACGGACAAAAACUGGAGGGAGACGAUCUCAUCUGCACCAUCGAGUAAAGUAAGCCAUGUUAAAUAGUAUGAAAAAAAGAGUGUAUUACACUGCACGAUAUUUAGGGUAGGCAAUCCUAAAUAAAUAAAAAAAAUCGUGAAGCCAACCUUGCUUGCCAGAUAUAGUCCUAUUGUGUUCUGUACCUACACUUCUAUCGUAACUUAAAAAAAACUAGUGUUCGGGAAUACCGAACUCUGUAAACUUUGCACAUAACUCGAUGCUAAAUUCAGGGAGUUUACACCCUAGGGUUGCUACAAAUAGCCCUAAAUAUUGACUAGUGAAAUGCCGAGCGGCAAGAAUAAAUGUAAGCGCGAUAAUAGCCAGUCUGUAUCACGUAGGACGUAAGGUACACGGUAAGUAUAUCUUACGCCACACGUUAAGUAUAAUCCAAAGUUGGUUAUUCUCUUAAAAUAAUUAUUUUUUACUUUAUGAUUGAUUGUGAAAGUUACAUAUUGUAGUGUGAAGUUUAUGACAUUAACUUCGAUGUAAAAUUGUCAUGAGAUGUGUAUAAAUGUAAUUUAUUACACGUAUAUAAACGGUGGCUUUGAAUAAGUACCCUUUCGAUAUUGCGUUGCGUUUUGUGUAAUGGUAUUUCUGGCACAAAUAAAGUCGCACUAGAUUAUUUCAGGGUUCUAGCAAUUAAAUAAUGGAACUAAUGGGAACUUCAGUAGCAUUUAGUCCCUUUCCUUAAUAGUGGAAUUUCUUGUAGCAUUUAAAACCGGUGCAAUAGGGUAGUUUCCAACAAAUCAAAUCAGUUAUUUUUUACUAAACGUCAUACGAAAUUUUUAUGAAAAAGCAUCCUGGGACGUCAUAGAAAAAUGAGAUAAAAUGUCGCGCUUAUUAUUGUUAUGUUAAAUAGUAAAAGAAAACGUUUUUUGUCUCCUUUGGAUCUGUCUUUAUUUAGUAAUCAGAAUUUCAUAAUUUCGCUUUGACCUAGGAAACUACCCAAUUCUUUCGAAUACUCUAUUUAUCAACAGAAAACUUCUAAAAAGGCAAUCAAAGCAAUUCAUAAUAAAAAGCCAUAUUGCAAUUUGACAUUAGUGCAUAUAGACAAAGGCCAAAGCAAUAUUGCAAUUUGUGUGCAAUGUCAACUAAUGUCAAAUAGCAAUGUUGCUUUUUUAGGUGAUUUUGGCUUCAAUGUCUCCUUUUUUACUCCUCAGAUGCUAUUUUACGAAAGGUUAUUGAUAAUUGUGUAUGAUCGUAAACAUUUUUUGGAAUAAGUAUAUUAUCUUGAAAUUAAUGUUUAUGUUAAGAGAAAGGACAUAUUUAUUAUAAGUCUGUUAGAAGGAGAAAACACAACUAUGUAAUUUGGUAUAACUGUGAUAAUCACUAUACAAUAGUGUCAAUAAUAUAACAACCUCCUUUUUUGAAGUCGGUUAAAAAUAGCAACUGGACAACUUAUGGAACUAAUGUGGUAACAAACAUAAUGUACUUAUUUGUGUUUGUUCGUGACAAGUGGUGCGGUUUGUUUGAGUAUAUGGUUGGAAUAUAUUGUACAUGUAAAAGAAAAUAGGUACCUAAAUGUUAUAGAAAAGCACGAAUUCGUUGACGCCCAUUUGUUGCGGACAGGGAGGUUAAGUGUGCAGUGCAAAUGUCCAAUAGCAAUAUUGCUUUUAUAGAUGAAUAAAAUUCAUUGUGGCCUUUUUAAACUCGCAGUACAGUUUCGAAAGAUUAGAUUCAAAUAAUAAAGUACUUACCUAAACUACUAUAAAAUUAUGUACAAAAUUAAAGGCUAGUCAAGUGGUCCAUUGCGUCUCAGGGAAAAUGCAUCACAGUACAAAAAAAUGGAAUUGUACUUAGAAACGUAAUACAGAUAUUUUUAUAGGAAAAUACCUUAAAAAACCAUGUAGAUAGUUAGUCAUUCCAUGUAUGACUUUGUGUGAAUGUAUAAAUAUUUAAAAAGACAACUGCUGAUUAUUUUCUUUUUUUACUUAUUUGUAACAUGUAUCGAAAUCCUGUUUUCUGGUGCUCAUUUGUUAUUUUCAUUUAAACUAUAUUGUUAUGUAUUUUUUUAAUGUUUGUAUUUUUAUGAAUUAAAUUUAACGUUACUAAAA
Molecule: messenger RNA, 5969 nt
Organism: Pectinophora gossypiella (pink bollworm)
Lineage: Eukaryota; Metazoa; Arthropoda; Insecta; Lepidoptera; Gelechiidae
Gene: PCB
Product: pyruvate carboxylase, mitochondrial
Exons: 26
Coding region: 309-3923 (1204 amino acids)
Biological process (GO): pyruvate metabolic process; gluconeogenesis
Cellular component (GO): cytoplasm
Molecular function (GO): pyruvate carboxylase activity; metal ion binding; ATP binding
Source: RefSeq, a predicted model, not a curated record